CAACGGGGGAGUGUUAGGAAGGCGGUUUUUUUUUGUGUGUGUGUUCUCCCAAGAUACGACAUGCAGUUACAACCGACUUUCUGACCGACAGGGACCCCGACAGCCUCCUCUGUUUCUUCAGUGUUCGGUUUGGAGCAGACGGGACGCAGCGUCGUGGUGCGUUUCUCUCCACGAGACCCGACGCGUUUCCAAACGUCCUGACGCGCGGAGCGAAGCGACCAAGACAUAAGUGAUAGACCACAUAAAAAAAAAAGGUGGACUGCCGUUCCGUGUAACAUCUGAAACUGUCAUAAAUUGUGAUGAAGAGUUUUUAGAAAAUCUCCGACAGUUGAAUCACGUCCAGUAGCGCACAGUACUGAAGAGGAGAAAGUUCCCCACUUGAGGGCGAAAUCAGACUUUUUUGAAGACGCCAAGUUUUAGAAGUGCCAGGAGCCCCGGGGUCUGUCAGAUACAACAUGCAGCAAUGUCCAAGGAGGCAGAGUUGGAUGUGAGAGGCAGUGAGUGCGACACAGUCCCACCAGAGUCCAGCACAGACCCAGAGUCGCCCAGGCCGCCACCGCCACCUUCAGCUAAGGCUAACAAAACCACUGACACCGCUGGCGUUUGUGCGAGCAUCCCCUCCAGUAGCCACACCAGCAGCUCCAGCUCCAGCUCCAGCAGCAGUAGCAGCAGAAGUGGUCUGGGUGGCAUUAACGUCGUUAGCAGCAGCGCUGAGGGAGCAGGCGAAAGCUCCAUGCAGUUCAGCACCAGACCGCCUAGUGCUGAGCAGCCGGGCUUCAUGGGGACAUGGCAGCAGCAGAGCACUGACAGCAACCUCCUCUACAGAAUGUCCCAGCAGGCCAUUCGCUGCACACUGGUGAACUGCACAUGUGAGUGUUUCCAGCCAGGCAAGAUUCACCUACGGACAUGUGACCAGUGCAAACAUGGCUGGGUAGCUCAUGCUCUGGACAAGCUCAGCACCCAGCACCUAUACCACCCCACCCAGGUGGAGAUUGUCCAGUCCAACGUGGUGUUUGACAUCAGCAGCCUGAUGCUCUACGGCACCCAGGCCGUCCCUGUUAGGCUCAAGAUCCUCCUCGACCGCCUCUUCUCCGUGCUCAAGCAAGAAGAAGUGCUGCACAUCCUUCACGGCCUGGGCUGGACCCUCCGAGACUAUGUCAGGGGCUACAUACUGCAGGAUGCUGCAGGCAAGGUCCUGGACCGCUGGACCAUCAUGUCCCGGGAAGAGGAGAUCAUCACCCUGCAGCAGUUCCUACGCUUUGGUGAGACGAAGUCCAUUGUUGAACUGAUGGCCAUCCAGGAGAAGGAAGGUCAGGCAGUUACAGUUCCCUCCUCCAAGACAGACUCCGGGAUUAGGACAUUCAUUGAAAGCAACAACAGAACCCGCAGCCCGGGGCUCCUGACACAUUUGGAAAACAGUAGCCCAUCCAGCAUUCAUCAUUUUGAGAAUAUCCCCAAUAGCCUAGCCUUUCUCUUGCCCUUCCAGUAUAUCAACCCAGUAUCUGCCCCCAUGCUUGGCUUGCCCCCCAAUGGUCUGCCUAUGGAGCAAUCAGCUCUCCGACUCCGGGAGCCCAGCCUACCAAACCAAGGCGAACAGGUGGAGACCAGUGAGUCAGAAGUGUCCUUGUCUCCUUUUCGCACAGGCCAAAGCCCCAGUCGUGGAGGUCUGGGAGCUAUGAAUAACAACAUAGAGCCCAAGACAGAGCCCAACAACAGAGCAUCACCCAUCUCUCCAACCCCUUCCACUCAGCAGUCUCAACAACAGCAACAGCAGCAACAACAGACACAGCUCCAGCAACAGCAGCAACAGGGCCAGCAGCAAUCCCAAAAUCAACCUCAGCAGCCCAGCAGCUUGACUGACCACCCGGUCCACCCUCAUUUUGUAAAAGACGAGCAGAAUAAAACCAUCACCCAUGCUUCCUUUUCUUCCAAAAUGCAUCGCAUGCGUCGAAUGGGAGCCACCUCACGUAAGGGCCGUGUAUGCUGUAACUCUUGUGGCAAAACCUUUUAUGACAAGGGCACUCUUAAAAUACAUUAUAAUGCUGUACACUUGAAGAUUAAACACCGUUGCACCAUUGAGGGCUGCAACAUGGUCUUCAGCUCAUUACGCAGCCGCAAUCGCCAUAGUGCCAAUCCCAAUCCACGGUUGCACAUGCCCAUGCUGCGCAAUAACCGCGACAAGGACCUUAUCCGUGCCAAUUCAACCACUGGUACACCUGUCAUCUCAAGCACCAAAAAUGGUGGUUUCACGCUCACCAGCCCUGGAAGACCACCACUGGGAUUCACUACCCCACCAGUGGACCCUAUGCUUCAGUCACCCCUGCAAAGUCCAUUGGUGUUCCCCUCCCUAAAGUCAGUACAGCCAGUCCAACCAGUGCCCCCCUUCUACCGUACAUUACUGUCUCCUGCAGAUCUUGUCAGUCCUCCAGUGUCUUUGCCUACCAGCCCUAUCCUGCCCACCACAACCAACAGUACCACUCUGAUGGACCAGCAACAGCAGAUCCUGGCUGCUGCUGUUGCUUCACACAAUAAUAUUCAUAUUUCAGAAGGAGGACCAAUGUCCCACCGCUUACCUACACCUAGUGCCAAUCAGGACCACACUACUGGCAACAGUGAUCCCACACCCAAGAAGAAGCCACGUAAAUCCAGUAUGCCUGUGAAGAUUGAGAAGGAAGUGAUUGAUGUGGCAGAUGAAUAUGAGGACAAAGAUGAAGAUGAGGAUGAUAAUAUCCACCAUAAUCACCACCAUCACCAGUCAUCACUUCUUCAUAAUAACGUAAAAAUGAAUGGAAACUGUAACAGUAACAACAACGGUGGCACUAGUACUGGGAACCACAGUGGUGGUAGUGGGCAGCAGUCUCCUUCUCAGGAUGAGAUGAGCCCUGGCUUUGCCCUUAGAGGAAUGAUGAGGCAGAGUGAAGAUGAGUGCCGGGAAGGAACUGGUAGUGACAGCCGAGGUGGUAAUGAUCUACGAGGCACUGGUGAACUCCGUUGCAUGGGCAGCUUCACCUCAGAGGACCAGGACCAUGAGAGAGACUUUGAAAAUGAGUCAGAGAACUCUGACUCCAAGAUGUUUUACCGUGAUGAAAUGAUGGAUGUUGAAGAACAGCAAAAACAUAGGGGUGGAAGGGGUCUGGACAAGGAAAUGGAUGAUGAGGGUGGUGAGGAAGGCCAUUUAAGGAAAGAAUUGGAAGCCAAGGGCAAUUCCUCACCUUCCCUCCAUCAACCUUCUAUCAAGAUUAAGGAGGAACUCAGCGACCCUACUUAUGACAUGUUUUGCAUGGGACAGUAUGGCCUCUACAAUGGAGGCAUGGCAGCAGCUGCUGCAGCUGCUGCAAGUAUGGCUGCUCUGCAUGAGAGCUUCAUCUCUUCAAUGGGCUACGGUGCCAGCCCACCCAAAUUCCCUUCUUCUCAAUCACCAGAUGGAGACCCAUGCUCAAGUCCUGACCCCAAGAUCUGCUAUGUGUGUAAGAAGAGCUUCAAGAGCUCCUAUAGCAUGAAACUGCACUACAAGAAUGUGCACCUCAAAGAGAUGCAUGUGUGCACUGUGGCAGGCUGCAACGCUGCUUUCCCCUCCCGGCGGAGCCGAGACAGGCACAGCUCCAACAUCAACCUGCACCGCAAACUGCUGACCAAAGAGCUGGACGACAUUGUCCUGGAUCCCCAACUUACGCCUCUGCCCAAGGACCUGCGAUCCGAGUUACUGGCAAAGAUCUACGCUGGGCAUCACAUGGGCUUGGACCCUAUGGUCGGUAUGGGCAUCGGAGGCGGCAGCCUUAGGCCAACCGGUCACAACCACGAUAUCCGUUCCCCCAUAAUCAACGAUUAUCCCCACAACCCUCUCCAUCAAAUCCACCACACCAACGGUUUCUCCCGAGGUCAGCCAGACGACUACAUGGUUUUGGACCUGAGCACCACAUCCAGUGUUCAAUCCAGCAGCAGCAUCCACUCAUCACACGAGUCAGAUGAGGGCAGCGAUGAAGGCAUCCUAUUAGAUGACCUGGAUGAAGAGGAGGGAGAAGAGGAUGAGGAGGAGGUCAAUAGCGAGGGGGAGAACUGCUCCCAGCGUGCCGAGGGGCGGGCUGAAAGGGGGCACCAGAACGAGACUGGUGAGUUUAGUGGAGAAGGACUGGAUGAGGGGGCGGACACCCACUCCUCAUCAUUUCUCCAUUCGUCCACUGGGGGCAGUAACGGGGGCAGUGGGAUCCUCUGCAACAUCUGCCAUAAAAUGUACAGCAACAAAGGGACCCUACGCGUGCACUACAAGACUGUGCAUCUGCGUGAGAUGCACAAGUGCAAAAUCCCCGGUUGUAACAUGGUGUUCAGCUCUGUACGCAGCCGUAACCGACACUCUCAGAACCCCAACCUCCAUAAAAACAUGCCCUUCUCCACAAUAAUAGACUAAAUAAUGACUUGCUACUCUACCCUCCUGUCAGUCUGCCCACUCCUCCCGUUAUUCCUCAUCCUUAUUCCUCCUCAAAUUAGCUUUUCCCCCAUCCUAGGGCCAUCAGAUACAAGCUAAUCGCCUGUAUGCCUCCUGCCCGUUCUCUGUAAGUCAUUGCAAGAUUUCUAUGUCCCUCUAUAAAAUCCAUUGACUCUUAAUGCAGUUUAUUAUUGUGACCUUUGACUUUUCCUUCUUUGGAAGAACAGGACGACACUCUUGAGCAUGGAGUUUGUUUUAUAACAAAACUCCAGUUGUUUUUUUUUUCCUUUUUUUUUUCUUUUUGGAAAGCCCCUCCACCUUUUCCUUUGAAACUUCUCUCCACUUUGUUUUUAUGUCCGUCUUCAAAGAAUCUAUUCAAACUCUUAUUUGUGACUUUGCCUGCAAAAAUGAUAGUACUGAAAAAAAAAGAAAAUCUUCUUGUUGUAUUUGUGUAAUAACUUUUAAAUGAACCCCUUACAAAAGCAUGACAGCUUCAUUUGUAAAUAAUGUCCCAAGAGGCUUUUGGUGUAAAAGAGUUGUGUUGAUGGUUGUUUGCUUCUGUUUUUUCUCUCUAUUUUUUUAUGUUACAGUCCAGUACAAUACUUCCAGCUAUAGGCAAGAAAGAGGUAGCAUCUUAUUAGCUUGACUCAUUUAUGUUAGCUUCAAAGACAAGUUUUUAACUGAGUCCUAGGAAAAAAAAAGAGUAUCAUGUGACUUGUUUUAUCUACUUGUUAGAUAUUCAGAGGUUGCCGGCAUGCUUUUUAAGGCUCCUACACUGAUAUCAUUCUCUGUAUUUCUAUUGAUUUUUUUUUUGUCUGUUAUGUUAAUGAGCUUUAGUAUAACAAUUCAGUUUUUGCACUUUGCAUCUAUACAAGGGGAUGUGUAAUAUUAUUAUAAUGAGGACUUUUGCAAUGGUGACUUUAGGUGUCGUGUGGGGUCACUGAUGGCUACAGUGCCAAGGGAAAUGACAGUACCUUUUAACAUAUUUAUGCCAGUUUCUUUUUGCACGUGCUCAGUUUCAAACACAGUGUUAUGACAAAAAAUAUCCCUUAACACAAGCCAAGCCCCCCCACAACUCCACAUCAGAAAGAUUUAUGCUUUAAAACUAUGUGCGACUGAAUACCCACUGCUGUUUCCAUUACAAAAGAUUCAAAGAUUGGUCAUUUCUCUCCCACUCUUUUCUUUAAGUCACCUAUUUAUACACAGUUGUGUUAAAGUGAUCUAACUAAAGCAUAAAAUCAUUGUAAUAUGGUUAAACAAGGAUAUCAGUGUAAGAACUAGAGGCAUAAUAAUGGAAUAUGACUGUCCCAUGGAUAGAAAAAAAGAAAAAAGUAGGAAAAUAGUAAAUUACCUGUGACCAAAACAAAUGUAUUUGCUUAACAAUGCAGUUCAUGUGUUUUUAAUGAGGCCCCAUUUGAGGAAGGUGAUGCACUUGAGUCUUAAAGUUUUGCUGUGAUAUUAAAGAUAUCAGUUUCCACUGCUGAGUGCCGGCUACAAAUGUUAACAUUUUCCUGGCAGGUGAUUGCAGCCAUUUUUAACAUGUCCAUGACUGUCUUACGGUACAAAUAUUUCCAGUAACUGGGCAAAGUAGCCAAGGGAAGGGGUAUUUAUUGGUGGGUGAUGUAUCUAAAUGGAGAUGUUUUUGUCCGGUAUAAGAAUAUUAUUUUGUAAAAAGACAAAAAAAUAGAGAUUGUUCCUCAGUUUUACUUGUUUAUCAAUGUAUUAGCAAUGCCAUGUGUUACUAUACAAGUAGAUCUACUCUUACUUGACUGGUGCUACACACGAGGGGAAAAUAUGCAGUGUUACGUGGUGUGCUGUACAGUAUUCACAACACCUUACAUCCAUAACAGUGUUGAGUUCCAUUUGUUUCACACUAAAGCCAUUUUGCAAUAUAGACAUGACCUAUUGUAGUGAAAUAUUUCAUGUCUGUUUUUAAGACUCCAUAUGACACAUGCAGUUUUUAGACCUCUGUUCUCUGAGAUAAAGAGAGGCAGGCAGAGAGCUGAGGCUGAUGGAAAGGUUGCGGAGGUGGAAGGCUGACUAGGGAGGAAAGGAUGACAGCAACGAUCAUUAAAAAUGUGCUGCUUCUCCGUUACCUGGAGGCGUCCCUGCCAUUCCGGCUUCUUCUGUCUAAUAACUCACUUGUCACUUCGUUACACUGCAAGACGCCAAGGUUGCUGACAAGACUGUGACACUGACAGAAAGAGAAAAAGAAGGAGAGUGAGUGUGAGCUUUGAACAAUUCAAUUUGACUCAUUCAAUUUAGCUGAAUUCAAUUCAUCUAUUCAUUUCCUGUGUGUGCUCAUUCUCAUUCAGGGUCACUGGUAAUUCAAUUCAAUUUCUUUUGCUCAUUCUAUUUUGCUCUUUGUCUGUCAGAGCACAGUCAUUUAACAACCGCCUUACCCAUUUCUUCAACCCGCCACUCACUUACCACCUCCACACCCCACAGCGCAGGUCCUACAGGGACACACACUAAUAGUGUAUGCUUAAGUUCACCGGACGGCCAUGGCAUAGGAAAAAGGGAUGGGUAAUUGCCUGUUUAUCCCAAGUGAAGAGAAAAUUGAGUACAGGAACCCCUGCCUUUUCCCAGGAGUGGGUUUCACUGAGGCGCUUGCUGCCUCAUUCACUCGUUCAAUCCCCCCGGCUCUCGCUCUGGCAGAAAUAAAAAAGUGCUACUCCAGGAACCCUGCUGACAGCUGUCUCUCCAACACACAACCAUACAAAUGCACAACGCCAUGCACACAGGGAAGAGUGGCGAAAGCUCACGGAUACUACUUACAGGCCAGGAGGAUGACAAGAACUAGAUGACUUGUUAACCUCUGGUGAUGGAAGAGACAGGGGCAGAGAAAAAUAGAGAAUUCUCACCACAGGAAAUGAAAGUCUCCAUCUAACGUUAACAUUAUAGACUCUGACACUACACUGAGGACUAACAUUGCAUUAGGGAGAAUAAUGUGAGCCAGCACUGAGUCGCACAGGAAUGUGAAGUUGACACAUUCCUAUUUCACUUUAAAUAUUUCAAUGUUUCAUAGCUCAAGGUAAAACAUUUUACUGACACACAGACAGUGAGUAAAGGACUAAAACCUAUUAGAGUGUCCUGCAUCUACAAAGACUACAUAUUAAAUCUCCGCAGCAGUAGGGAUUGUACGUUCCCAACUUUCUGCACAGUAACCUUCUAAACUUGUACUUGACAGUUUUCAAAGCUAAUUUUCAGGUUGUAACACAUUCCUUUUGGAUUGUUCAAAAUCAUCCAUUUUUCACGAAGCAGCUGCAGUCAAGGUUAUAAAAGUUUUCCGUUUUCAUUCAUUUUUAUUCUUAUUUCGACUUUUUUAUUUUGAGUUUCAGUUUUAAUCGGGUUUCACAGCAGGCUGUCUAGAUUAGGUUUUAAUUUCAGGAAAUUUAGAUUCAGUUUAUGUUGUAAUGAUUUACAUGUUCGAUUUUAGUCUUUUUGAAGUCAUGAAUACGUGGUAUUUGUCGGGGGCGAGAUUCAAAAAGGUCAGAAAAAAUAUUAUAUGAUAAAAACACAGUGAACAAACCAUCACACGGCUUAAAAAUACAUUCACAGAUCAACUGUCCACAAAAUACAACUGUAGAACAUGUGUCAGUCAGGAUGAAAAAGAUUUUAUAUCUACCAGAGUUUCCACAAGUCGGAGAGAUUUUUUUAUUUCAGUUCAAAUGUGUUUGGAGUUUUUGGUUUUUGGUAUUUUUCGCUUUUGUUAAUGAUAAUAACCUUGGCUGCAGCAGACUGUAUGACCUCUCUGUCACGCAAAACACAAUGGAUAAACGCAGCACUCAUGUCUUUCCUCCUACUGCAUUCGUCUGAGUCCAGUUGGGCAGGUUAUGCCAGCAGAGCAGCAUCGACAUGCAUGUGGCUGUCCAGCACAGCCGUUAAGACAGACGGCCAGAGACAAAGCAAGAGAGAGAUGGCGGAAAGGCAUGGGGCUUAGAAGGCUGUCUGGCUGAAGCCUUGAGGCAGUCACUUAACAAGGCAAGGGAGAAAGAGAAAGAGGAACACAGGGAGAGAGAAGAGCAAGAGAGCAUCAGUGGCAGGACUCCACAGGACUCAUCACCAGCUCCUUGUUGAUUGCCUGGUGGAAAGCGAUCGAGCUCCCCCUUACAUUUCCACCCCUUUCCCCCUACACACUCUCCUCAGAGAAAUGACCACCAAUAUUCUUCUCUCCUCUGAGAAAUCCAAUCUUUGUUUUUCUUACUUCUUCAUCCAAGAGUCCAGGUGUGUUCCGCUUCUUAGUGACCAGUCUGUAGGUCGGCAGGAACGCAUCACUUCGAGCGCCAUAUUGGUCCAGACUGCUCGAGUGAAUCUUUAAUAUUUGAUUAGAAGAACGUCAGGCAUCAAUUAUUCUGUAAUUUCUACAUAGCACACAGAGGGAAAAGAGAUGGCAAACGGCUGGAGCGGCUGACUUGUUAAUCACUGUCCGUUGCGUACAUGUCAGAUAGAGCAGCGAGAAUAAGAGGUGACACUGCAUGUAAACUGUCCAGUUGUAGCUCAAGUGGAAUUCAAACGUUUGAUGGGACAUAUUAAGAAAUAUGCAGAUAGAAGAAAAAUAGGUGGGUUUGUAUAGAUGCUUUAGUCUCAUGUGUUACGUUUUAAAAAUACCCUCAUUAAUUUGAACUGGAACCUGUGAAAUGUCAAUGAUCCUGAAAAAAAA
Messenger RNA from Sphaeramia orbicularis (orbiculate cardinalfish), 9086 nucleotides. RefSeq names its product basonuclin zinc finger protein 2 (gene bnc2). NCBI's taxonomy places the organism in Eukaryota, Metazoa, Chordata, Actinopteri, Kurtiformes, Apogonidae. Gene Ontology annotation, biological process: regulation of DNA-templated transcription. The transcript is spliced from 6 exons. The record is from RefSeq and is a predicted model, not a curated record. Bases 464 to 4405 code for a protein of 1313 amino acids. Gene Ontology annotation, cellular component: nucleus.